AUGGUUGCUGAUCCAGUAGAUGCUACACUUCUGACAUUGAAUUAUUAUUACUAUAAAACCAGUAAUUAUGUCGCCACACAACAAAAUAAGAUAACCAAAUCGGAAUACUUUGAUAAAAUUUACCAAUUGAAUCCUUUCAGUCAGUCGAUAUAUGAAAAGGAUAUACCAAAAGGUGCAAGCGAUCCACUUUAUGAAAAGAUUUUGAAUCAUGUGAAGAGCCAUCAAAUCCAAUAUCUAUCUCUUUUUACAAUCGGUAUAGGAAUACCUUCACUCGUUUAUUUCAAAUCCAAACUUACCGAUGACUUACAGUCAUCUACAAGAACUAGGAGGAGAGUUCCAAAACUAUCCAACGGGGCCCGGAAAGAUGUUGUUUUAGUUGUUGGAUCCCCAACAGAACCAUUGACCAGACUAAUUGCUUUAGAUUUCGAAAAACGAGGAUUUAUAGUUUAUUUAACAAUCUUAGAUCAAAAAGAUUUGAAAUAUGUCGAAUCUAAUCCUAUAACUGAUGACAUAAAUUAUAUCAACUUUGCUGAUUCAUUCAGUUAUGAGAUACAAUUGGCUAAAUUUAAAAAUUUACUCAAUAUCCCUGUCACACCAUUUACAGGAGCUCAAGCACAUAAGUUAAACUUGAAAGCAGUUGUCUUCACUCCUAACUUAUAUUUCCCAAUAGGACCAAUUGAAAAUAUCAGCAUAUCAUCCUGGAAUAGAAUUAAUGAAAGACUUCUGGUUUAUUUGAAGAUAUUUUCUUCUGGUUUAAUUGACUUGAUGAGACAUCAAAAGACAAAGACUAUUUUAAUGACUACAAAUAUUAUAAGCUCACUCGACAUGCCAUACCACGCACCAGAGACAAUCUUCCAAAACAGCUUGCGUCACCUUUUCACAGCAUUAUCUAGAGAAAUUAAACACCAGGGACUUUCGGUGACCCAAUUAAGACUUGGUAAUUUGAAUGUUACCAACAAUCAAAAUGGUAACGCUAAAAUAAGCACAAUUGUGAACUCUGAAAUCAGAAAUUGGACUGAUGAUAUGAAAGCCUUAUACGGAAAUACUUUCGCCAAAUCAGAAAAAGGUUCUAGUCCAAUCAAAUCAGCAGGUAAAGGUACAAGCUUAAGAGAACUUUAUCACACUCUAUUCGAUAUAAUUUAUAGCUCUAACAAUAAGUCUUCGGUGGUUUACUGCGGAACAGGUGCAAGAGCAUACGACAGAGUGGCAAGAUACAUUCCCGAAUGUAUAAUUGACUUGUUUGUAAGUUAAACUCCUCCAAAUAAAUAGCCUUAAUCAUAAAAUUGCAGUAAUUCAUGUAUUUGUGUG
Hyphopichia burtonii NRRL Y-1933 is the source of this 1308-nucleotide messenger RNA. RefSeq lists its product as uncharacterized. The record is from RefSeq and is a predicted model, not a curated record. NCBI's taxonomy places the organism in Eukaryota, Fungi, Ascomycota, Pichiomycetes, Serinales, Debaryomycetaceae. The transcript has a single exon. The coding region runs from base 1 to 1251 and encodes 416 amino acids.